Molecule: messenger RNA, 2230 nt
Organism: Annulohypoxylon maeteangense
Lineage: Eukaryota; Fungi; Ascomycota; Sordariomycetes; Xylariales; Hypoxylaceae
Product: fungal-specific transcription factor domain-containing protein
Exons: 3
Coding region: 237-2201 (654 amino acids)
Biological process (GO): DNA-templated transcription
Cellular component (GO): nucleus
Molecular function (GO): DNA binding; DNA-binding transcription factor activity, RNA polymerase II-specific; zinc ion binding
Source: RefSeq, a predicted model, not a curated record
UAUGAAUCAUAUUAAUGAAUCAGAAAAUUACCUAGGCAUUCAUGGGACGUCUAACUAUUAUCAUACGAUCGCAUACCUAAUUACCUACCUACUUAGGUAAUAUAGGGGAAUACACUAGCAGGAGCCAGGAAGUAAGAAUUACCUAAACAUCAUAUGUUCAAAAAUUCCGUUGUCUGUAUCAUCGACGCCCGGCCUCCAUUACUAUUAUUUCCCGCGGACAAGCACAGACCGUUUACAUGCAGUCGCCGGGUUCACAAGAUCGACCUUACAGGUCUCAUUUACGGCCCGCGUGUCUUCCUUGUCGGAAAAGGAAAUCUCGCUGCAAGAUCGAGGCUCAGUCGUUGUCAUGCUUAAUGUGCCGGGCACAUGGGACCGAAUGCGAAUUCCCGACUAAACCACAAUCGAGUUCUAUUCAGGGAAAGAUUAAUAAGGGUCAAAAGGUCCAGGCUCGGGAACGAACGGUCUCCGAGAAUGCGCCACGGCGUCCGCCCCAUCUAACCCUUUAUGACCAUGAGGGGAUAGCAGACGGACGUCCGGCCAUUAUCAAUGACCCUAAUAGUGUCGUACUCGAUACUCCGUGGGAUGGGAUGAAUACUCCCAAAGCCCAUCCUACUAUUCACCAUGGACCUGAUGAGUCUCAGCAGACACCUCUAUCAAUCGAGGACACGGAGAAUGAAAAUCCUCACAUCAUCAGCCCUGCGAUGACAAGCGACAGUCAGGUGUUAACAGACUAUUUAUCGACUAUGGGCAGUGAUGGGUGUGGCAUACGCCUGAUACGUCCACAACGUCCAAAACAGGCAAAUGGGACUAGGCAAGUCCUGUUCACUGCCGUGCAGAAACGCCCCGUGGGGCUUACCAUUAGUCCCAGCCCAUCACACACGAAGUGUGAAAUCAUUGAAAAAUUGCUUGGGCCGUGGACAGAGAAAAUGGUUGACUUGUUUUUUGAGAGGGCGAACAUAUGUUUCCCCUUAUUAGAUGAGGCAUCGUUCCGAAGCCGAUACGCAACCGCCAAGGAUCGCGUGUCGCCAGCCCUUCUCGCGUGUCUCUAUGCUAAUAGCUUGAUAUACUGGAGAUAUGAACCUCAGCUCACAGGACAGAGACCUCCCGAUAUUCGGUUCAUUUGGAAUCUCGCCAGUGAGGCUGCUCAGUCUGAACUAUUUCUCUCGCCGGGCAUGUCUACAAUCACUGCAGUGUUACUAGAUGUAGGGGGGCGACCAACAACAGCCCUAGUAGGGAAUGGCGUCCGGCUCGGUAGUGCCAUAUCUCUAGCGUAUUCCUUGGGCUUGAAUCAUGAUCCAUUAUCCUGGGAUAUAUCGAGCUCUGAGAAGAUGCUACGAAUGCAUAUCUGGUGGUCGCUACUGAUCCAUGACAGAUGGUCAAGCUUAGCCUAUGGCACGCCACCCCACAUACAAAGGUCCUUUUAUGAUGUUCCCCAACCAAAAAUGGAAUAUCAGCUUAACAAAUCCGACUCUCCGAGGCGCCUGGGCGCGAUGGGGAUUUUCGUCGCUCUUUCAAGAUUAACCAAUAUUUUAGAUUACUAUCUCCAAUACCUCUAUCAAGUAGACAAGGAUGCCGAUACUCUAGUGACAAACCUGGAGCUUCGCCUUAACAGAUGGGUUGAAAGCUUGGAAGAUGGCGCCCGUCAGGUAAUAACCCGUGGCGCUUCGUUACAUAUCCCCGGCGCACCUAAUCUACGACUGGCGUAUCUCUCUAUUCAAUUGCUUACCCAUCGCAUCCGGAUGGAAAACACUCGGUCUAGGACCGAGGUAGACGAAGACGACCUAGCUAAUCAGUAUAUACAAAUUCGCCGGACGGCAGAGAAUAUCCUAUGUUUGGUCCAGGAACUCCAAGAAGAGCACUUAGGAGAUUUCUGGUUGCCGAUCAGCGCGUUUACUUUUCCGUCAACGGUCACUUUUCUCCUUCGCUGUGCGCUUGAAACCGGGAAAUCGCCAAAGGAUCUAGCGGAAAGUAGUUCUUUCAAACUAGCGCGGGAUUUAGUCACAGCAUUGCGUCGCCAUAGGGAUAAUUCGGGUUGGGAUCUAGGCGAUAUCUGCUUGGCGCAACAUGCUGAAGUUAUCGAAAAGCUUGCAUCGCCAGUACAGGCUGUCGAAGACAGUGCUAGCAUCACAAGCUUUGGGGAUUUGAUGAUACCGGAUGAUCUGUUCAUUGAUGAUUUUAACGAUAUAUUUAGUGGUUUCUAGGCAAAUUUCCAAGAAAGUGUAUCUAGUAA